AUGUGCACCGUCCACGCUGUGGAAAUAUUGAAAGUUUUGAAUCACGCCUCCGACGUGGCCUUCACCGGUGGUGUAAUCCAUAUCAUUGACCGCCUGCUGGUCAUCCCCGAGAGUGCCAGCAACACUCUAUCUGCAGCCAACCUCACCUCCCUGCGCGGAGCCCUCAACGCAACUCAGCUCGUCGAGACUGUCGACACCACCCCCAACGUAACCAUCUUUGCUCCUAGCAACGAGGCAAUCCAGAACGUCUUCUCUGCCUUUGCCAACCUUACUACUGAGCAAAUCACCGACGUCCUUACAUACCAUGUUGUCUCCGGUCUCGGCUAUUCCUCUGGAUUGGAGAACGGCACUGAGCUCACCACUCUCAACGGCGAGUCCCUGACCGUCACCAUUGGCGAGGGCGGUGUCUUUGUGAACAACGCCCGCGUGAUCGUCUCUGACGUUCUGAUUGCCAAUGGUGUCGUUCACGUCAUUGACGAGGUCCUGAACCCCACCAACAAGACUCUUGCCGACACUGGUGCUGAUGAAGGCGAGUCUGCCUUCGAGGGUGCCACACCUGCUUCCGACGUCCCCUUCACGUCUGGCCAGCCUACUCCCACCGCCACCAUUGGCUCCGAGGCGACUGAGGCUGCCGACCCUACCGCGACCCCAGCCCCAUCCGACAGCGCUGCUGGUGCUGCCCCCAUGCAGACAGGCGCUAUUGGUAUGGGCGUCCUUUUCGGUGCUGCCGCCGUUUUCUUGAUGUAG
Messenger RNA from Plenodomus lingam JN3, 747 nucleotides. The record is from RefSeq and is a predicted model, not a curated record. NCBI's taxonomy places the organism in Eukaryota, Fungi, Ascomycota, Dothideomycetes, Pleosporales, Leptosphaeriaceae.